CAGUGAGUUUCGCGUGGCAAAAACAAAGUGGAUGACCGAAUUGCUGAAAUAAAUUAUCAUGCUUACUGAUAUUUCGUUGAACAGAGUGAGAAACCUGUGAUUGUGUUGGUGUAUGUGAUCAUCAUGGAACAGGGGAUCCGCUGGCGUACUCGAGCGUACCGGUGGAGUUAGUCGAGGCCACAGCCUUUUGAAAUAGAUUACCGUAGCAGCGAUGGAGACAGUAUCAGAGACUGGGGUACAACCCCUAAAUCAGCAUGAUAAAGACGUAACUGAAAGUGAUAAAGACCCAGUGGAAGAACGGAGAGAGGAAGACGGUUUUCUUGAGAUAAAAGAUGAAAAAUGUAGUGACAGUGACGCUCACAGUGAAGAUCUUAGCUCUAAUGAUGAACAAAGUAAUGUAAUCAGUAGUAGUAACUCUCAGUUUUAUGAGAGCAGUGACAGUAAAAUAGACUAUGCGGUAAAAAUAGAUGACAAUGAUACAUUAAGUGACAUAGACGAUAUCAAAACAGACAGUGCUUCAGCUGACAGUGAAGAUUCUGCUCUAGGUAGUCUUCCACCAGAUAGUGCUCUCAAUGAUAGGGAAGAAGAAGCUCAAGAUCGGUCAGAAGGUAGCGAUUCAGGCCUAGGAUCAGAAGUUAAUGAUGAUGUGAAAAUACCAAGCUUCAAUCUUGCUCUUCCUUGCACUUCUAGCCUAAACAUUGUCAAGUCAUCAGAUGAAUUGGACAACAAAAAUGAUAACUUUAGUAGCAGCAAUAGUAGUAAUAAUAUCACUAGUAGUGAGAACAAUGUAGAUAAUGGCCAUAAUUCCGUAGCACAAGUUAAGCCUCUCAAAAGUAGUCUUAAGAGAAAAUGUAGUGAUAAUGUUAACGAGCCACCUACUAAGAAGCGGAAAGACAGUAUAACAUUCGAUAAUGUUACAGUAUUCUACUUCCCUAGAGCCCAAGGAUUCUCAUGCGUCCCGUCGCAAGGAGGCUCCACGUUAGGAAUGGAAUGGGAACAUUCUCACAUACAAAAAUUUACUCUAGCUGAACAUGCUUUGGAGCAGAGAAGGUUACACAGACAAAUAUUGCAGCAGCUGAAGAGUGAACGGCAUUCGUUACAAGGCGUAUCACUAUCCUCCAGUGAAGACAGUGAUACCGAAGAAGAAACGAGUGAUAUUUCUGAAUCCGAGCUUGACUUAGAUAGUUACUUUUUCUUACAACCGGUUCCUACAAGGCAGAGGAGAGCUCUGUUACGUGCGGCCGGAGUAAGAAAAAUAGAGGGAUAUGAAAAAGAUGAAUGUAGAGACAUAAGAACAUCGCGUGAAUUCUGCGGUUGUGCUUGUAAAGGAACUUGUAACCCGGAAAAUUGUUCAUGCAGCUUAGCUGGAAUUAAAUGCCAAGUCGAUCGAUUGAACUUCCCCUGUGGAUGCACAAGAGAUGGGUGCGCCAAUACUACAGGGCGGAUAGAAUUUAAUCCAGUAAGAGUGCGGACGCAUUUCAUCCAGACUCUAAUGAGAAUAGGUCUGGAGAAGAAAAAUGAAGAGAAUCAAGAGGCUGCUAAGAGGCAAUGGCUAGAGGCCCAUAAUAACUCUACAUCUUGUUCGUCAAAUUCAUCGUAUGAGAGAGAGCGGUGUCUUAGUCACGAAGAUGGUAUGUUACGUGAUGUGAGCCUUACCCCGAGGGUGGAAGUUGAAUCUUGCGUCAAUACGGGAAGUUUUAAUAAUGUUCAUUGUGAUAUGAACAAUUCUACACAGAAUAGUGACAUGUCAUAUGGCUAUAGAAGCGAGCCUUCUAACCACAAUAAUGUAAAUGACGGCAGCAUCAUGCACUUUGAGAAUACAAACAAUCAUCACAGCCACAGUGACCCUUACACGUCAAACAUACUCCAAGGCAAAGGCCCUCCUUACUCGGCGGCCAACACCAUGGGUUUUGACUCCAUAUCAAAUAACAUGCAGCGUUUCCCCUGUGAUCUCAAUUAUGGAUAUGAACAGCAAACGGAACAUCAUUUCAAAGGCCUGCAAACUUUCUCAGCUACCAGUUUUGAGGAGUUUGCCCACAGCUCUCAGAUGACCAUGUUUAGUCAUUAUGGCCACAUGUACGUACCAGAUUACUUGCAUAAAUCCACGGGAAAUGUACAUGAACACGCUUCAAUGCAGUACCAUGGUUCACAACAUAAUCAUUAUGGAAUGUACAAAAACAGUUCAGAUUGUAUAAAUAAUGACAACAAAAGUGAUACUCAUUAUACUACUCUAAUGACAUUGCCAUAUCAAGCUAGUAAUAGGAUGCAAGCUGUAGAAAAUGAUGAGAACUGGUUCAGUCACAACACGUUGCUGAGCUUGGACCACGCGGACCAGACCACGCAGGAUGCCUCGGACUCACAGUCUCAGUCUGCCGAGACGCCAACGGAAAGCAAUAAUACCGAGACUACGGAAAAUUUCGGUGAACUUAUUAAAAAAACUAUGGUAGAAUCUGUUACUGUGUAGAUGAAUUACUUGUUGUAUUUUAAUCAUCUUAAUUAUCAUGUUAUGAAAUUUUUAAUUAUAUUAAUUGGUAAACUCAA
Messenger RNA from Spodoptera exigua (beet armyworm), 2541 nucleotides. The record is from the annotation of a GenBank genome assembly. NCBI's taxonomy places the organism in Eukaryota, Metazoa, Arthropoda, Insecta, Lepidoptera, Noctuidae.